Messenger RNA from Coregonus clupeaformis (lake whitefish), 1561 nucleotides. RefSeq names its product GTP binding protein 8 (putative) (gene gtpbp8). Bases 174 to 1028 code for a protein of 284 amino acids. Gene Ontology annotation, cellular component: mitochondrion. The transcript has 7 exons. Gene Ontology annotation, molecular function: GTP binding. The record is from RefSeq and is a predicted model, not a curated record. Lineage: Eukaryota; Metazoa; Chordata; Actinopteri; Salmoniformes; Salmonidae.
GUUUCUGCCGGAUGCAGUUCAAUGUAACCACUAAAAUCAAACAUGGAGGACGUUGACAAGAAAUUGUACAUCUAACAACGAAUCAGGUCACAUUUAAACGCGCAGGAAUUAUUGGCAUAGUAUAGCAGCAAGUCAUUGGAUCACACAUCAAAACAAAAAAACAAGAGUCCAAGAUGUUCUGCAGGAGGCUAUGGCUAAAGCCAGGGACUGGAUUUUGGACUGCAUCCCAGCAGGGUGCUCACAACCUUGCUUCUUUCCAUCAAGCCUCCCUGCUCCCCCAGAGGAAGCUCCGGGGCCUGCUGUUCCCCUUCAGUGAGCUGGAGCCCCACUUGGCUUGUUCAGUGGAUAGGGCCCACUUCCAGCUCUUCCAGCCCAGUGUGGAGGACAUAGCCAAGGCAGAGAAACUCUUCUCCCCGUCCCCCUCACACAAGAUCGAUUACCACACCUCCGCCGUGAGGAUGGAACACGCACCCUCACAGAACCAGCCAGAGGUGUGUUUCAUCGGCAGGAGUAAUGUGGGGAAGUCAUCUCUCAUCAGAGCUCUGUUCUCCUUGGCUCCUGACGUAGAAAUUAGAGUCUCCAAAACACCAGGCCAUACCAAGAAGAUGAACUUUUUCAAAGUGGGCAAAGCUUUCACCAUGGUGGACAUGCCUGGUUAUGGAUACAGGGCUCCCAAGGACUUUGUGGAGAUGGUGGAGCACUAUCUGGGUUCAAGAAAAAAUCUGGUGAGGACCUUCCUUUUGGUGGACGGCAGUGUUGGGCUGCAGGAGGCAGAUAUGAUCGCCCUGGAGAUGUGUGAAGAGUUCAGUCGGCCUUACGUGAUUGUGGUGACCAAGAUCGAUAAGUGUCGCCAGGGGGUGCUGUUGACUAACCUGCUGCAACUUCAGGACAUCAUAACACAAACUGUUGGCUGCUUCCCACAGCCCUUCCUGGUCAGUUCUCUCCAUUUUUCUGGGAUAUACCUGCUCCGUUGUUUCAUUACCCAUGUGACCGGGAGCAUUCAGCUGGGAGACACUUGUCAAAGCUGAUCUGAGACCAGUUAACCACCCCUUCUCUUUGACUUCACACUGGAGCACAGCUGAGAACUGCUUUGGAAUCAGCUCAUACAAACUCAAUCUAUGAACGCUCUCACCACUGAUACAGUAGCCUAUUGUGGACAGAUUUCAGAACUGACCGGAGAUCAGUUGCUAUACUUGGCUCAUGUGCUGCUACAGUGUUUCUCUUCUGACCCCUAAACCAUUAUAACAAAGCAGACCGCUGAUCUGAGAACUCCUUCCCCUGCUUUCUUAUGGACACGGUACUGUGUGAUUCUACUGGAAUUUUCACCUUGGGAACAGAGCCAAACUAAUAGCUGACCUGAAGACAAUUUCCCAGAAGAACCUCUUCACCUUUAGUGUUUGUGUACAUUGUUUACUAUAGUCAAACUGCUAUUUCUGUACAGUGCAUUCGGAAAGUAUACAGACCCCUUUACCACUUAAAAAUGGAUUCAGUAGUUUUUUUCCCCUCAUCAAUCUACACACAAUACCCCAUAAUGACAAAGCAAAAACAGCUUUUUAGAAAU